Messenger RNA from Pecten maximus, 807 nucleotides. Its product is annotated as acidic repeat-containing protein-like. The record is from RefSeq and is a predicted model, not a curated record. NCBI's taxonomy places the organism in Eukaryota, Metazoa, Mollusca, Bivalvia, Pectinida, Pectinidae. The coding region runs from base 1 to 807 and encodes 268 amino acids. The transcript is spliced from 3 exons.
AUGCCAUACAAUAAGAGGAAGAAGACGAUGAAAGAUAGUAGAGAAAAGGAGAUAGGUGAUGAAGAGAAGGAAACGAGCAAAAGACGACAGAGCUUGGAGCAAGAUCUGGAAAUUCCAUCUGAUUCUGAGGAGUCAUCUGUUUCGGCAGUGGCAGAAGCUCAUAUUAACGACUGCAUCACGAUACAAUCUCAAUACGAGGUGGACACCAUCAAAGAUGCUCCUAUCUACAAACCAACGUAUAAGGAUAUGAUCUUAAAAUUUGUCAUUAAAACACCACAGGAUCCUAAAGAUGUCAUGGAAACACCACAUGAUACUACAGAUGUCAUGGAAACACCACAGGACAUUACAUAUGUCAUGGAAACACCACAGGACAUUACAGAUGGCAUGGAAUUACCACAGGAUCCUAAAAAUGUCAUGGAAACACCACAGGACAUUACAUAUGUCAUGGAAACACCACAGGACAUAACAGAUGGCAUGGAAUUACCACAGGAUCCUAAAGAUGUCAUGGAAACACCACAGGAUCCUAACGAUGUCAUGGAAACACCACAGGAUCCUAAAUAUUUCAUGGAAACACCACAGGAUCAUACAGAUGUCAUGGACAUGCAACAAGAAGAUAAUGAUUCAGACUAUGAGCCAUCUGAUUAUGAUGAGGAUAUGAUUGAUGAGGAUGAAAAUAUUUAUUCAAGUGAUGACAGCAGCAUAAGUGAAGAUAGGAACAGAAACACAGAGGUGGUAAAUGAUGGGACAGUGAAAGAUACUGAUAAAAAAACUGACCAGAUGAUAGUACCAGGCAGUGAAGGAGAGUAA